Caenorhabditis angaria is the source of this 2774-nucleotide messenger RNA. NCBI's taxonomy places the organism in Eukaryota, Metazoa, Nematoda, Chromadorea, Rhabditida, Rhabditidae. The record is from the annotation of a GenBank genome assembly.
AUGCGACUUCUUUGUCUUCUUCUCGCUUUAACGAUCGCACUUUGUGCCGCGCAAGGUAUGUUUUUCCUCAUUGUCAGGCUUCGGGCUGGGCCUUUUCCGGGCUUUUUGGGCUUAUCUACUAACUCGCUUCUGUUACCUAGGUUCCUCUUUGUUUGGCGGCUCUGCGGCUGGUUCUGGCCUUGGUGGUAGUGGCUCAUGGAAUGGUGCACAAGGUCCAUAUUGGCUUUCUGGGGGUUUUUAAAAUCAAAUUCUGAUUUUCAGGAGGAUGGGGAGAUGAGCAAGGCGGUGGUCAACAAGGUGGACAGGGCGGACAGAAGGGUGGAAGAGGCGGUGCUGGGGGAGGACGUGGACAACAGGGUGGAGCAGGAGGGCAACAGGGUGGAUGGGGAGAUUCAGGUAUGGGUCUUGGGGGUAGAUCACUGGGAGCUCUGGGGACCCUAGGUUCGAUUCCCGAACUAGCCAGGGUGGAUGUGACUUACAAGGGGACUGUUUCAACUUGCAAUCGACAUUUUUAAUGAAAUGUAUGUUUUCGACACGCUGAUCACGAUGCCGUCGUCUAAAAUUGCAAAGCUCGACUUCUUACUUGAGUUAUGACGUGUCAAAGUCCACAAAUUUUAAAAUCGCGACUUUGGACGGUCAGAAAAUGAUUUUCAUGAAAAUCUAAUAGCAUAGGGUUGUUCAGGAGGCUCGAUUACAUAAGUAAAGUUCAUGUUGUGAUCAACUCUGAAAAAAAUUUUUGUUCGGUGAAAAAAGUUUUUGAAAAAUCUUUCGGAUUCCGUAAAUAACUUCUGUGCAUGUGUAAUCGGCCUUCCUGAACAAUCCAAUGCUAUUACAAUUUCAAGAAAAUCAUUUUCUGACCGUCCAAAGUCCCGAUUUUAAAAUUUGUGAACUUUUGUGAACACGUCAUAACUCAUGUCGUGUACAUAUAUUGUAUUAAAAACAUACAUGAACUAGUCGCUCCGGGGACCCUUGAGUUAACCCCCUUCCAGGAAAUAUUUUCAAAAAGUUAACCACCCCCCACGUCGACCCACAAAAGAACAAACUGCUGCAAUGGGUUUGAGACAGAAUGCAUCAAAAUGCAAAAAAACUACUGAACCAUUUCGAAAACUGAUUACAUAUUCGUGAUCAGCGUGUUAAAAUCUAUGGAAAUAAGGAGUUUCAUGAAUUCUAGUCGAUUUUUUUUCUUGUAGUACGUCGAGGAAAAACCGAAAAACCGUACACCCAAUGCAGCAGUUGGGUCGACGUGCCCCUAACCAACUUUUUGUGGGGUUUUAGCCCCAAAAAGCAUAAAAUUCUUCAAAAUUUUCAAAUGUUAAGGGCCCUCCCUCCGAAUUCGGAGUACCAGUCAUGUAUUUAAUUUAAAAAUCUAGAGUGAACGCUGAAACAGUUCCCUUGUAAGUUUUCCCACGUGGCUAUUUUCUGAAAAUCUCAUUUCCAGGAAGCGGUGGUCAACAAGGUGGAUGGGGUGAUGCUAAUCAACAAGGCGGCGGGGGUCGCCAAGGCGGAAAUCAACAGGGUGGAGGAAGUCGUGGUGGUCAACAACAGGGUGGACAACAAGGAGGUCAACAAGGCGGAUGGGGUGGAGAUCAAGGAGGACAACAACAAGGUGGAUGGGGAGAUCAGCAAGGUGGACAACAAGGGGGAGGUCGUGGGGGACAACAAGGUGGAUCCGGAGGCCAACAAGGUGGAUGGGGUGGAGAUCAAGGAGGAAAUCAGCAAGGCGGUUGGGGAGGUCAACAGGGUGGAAAUCAACAAGGCGGAGGACAACAGGGUGGAUGGGGAGGUCAACAGGGUGGACAACAGGGUGGAAAUCAGCAAGGUGGAUGGGGAGGCAAUAAUCAACAAGGCGGAGGACAGCAAGGAGGUUGGGGUGGACAAGGCGGAAGAGGCGGCGGCCGUCAUCAUCACGGAAGAAAUGGCGGAGGAUGGGGAGGUGGUCCAGGAGGUUAGUGGGAACUGGUAGAUUGUGAAUUGAUCUAUAGUCAUUCAUCAAAUUCCUAACCAGAUCUGGGAAAUUUUUACGUGGCAUUGUAAAACGUAAAAUGAGUAUUUUACGGUUCUAGAAAACCGUGAAAUUUUGUUUCUCAACUUUUUCACUGAAAAAAAAUUUCAAAUUUUUUUUCUUUUAAAAUUGAAAGUUGGUAAAUAACCGUAACUUCAUCAUAAUUUUGGGAUUUGAUCAAAAUUUUAUUCGAAAAUGUAAAACCGUAAAAUGAAUUUUACCAGUUAAAAAUUUACAACGUAAAAAUUCCCAGGUCUGUUCCUUACGAAGAAAUUUUGUCUGUGGACAGCUCUUGGAGUCAUGAGAACAUUCUAAAAUUGAUGGGCAUCUGAACCAUGUUCUGAGCUCUCAAAAGGCUCAUAAAACACAUCAUAACUUCACUCUAGAUGUUUUUUUAUGAAAUAUUGAACAUCAGAUAAUGAUCAGCAUAGUCGAUUUACUAAAAUUACAUUUAAAAAAAAACUUUUUUCAAAAAAAUUUUGGAAAUUUUUGGUUUCGGCUGAAAAUUCAUUAUACCUUUUACCAAAAACAAAAUUUUUCUGAAAACACGCUGAAAUCAUAGAGAGCUAAGCUUUUUUGAGCCAAUUUAGGCAUUUUUUUUAAUUUUUGAGAGCCCAGAACUGGGCUUAGAGGUCCUAAACACUUUCAGGGCCUCCAAAAAAUAAUUCAGACAUCCAUAUAUUUUUCAGGAUUCCCAGGCGGUGGCCCAGGAUUCGGCGGCGGCCCAAGAGGUCCAGGAGGCUGGGGAGGUCGACCAUGGCGAUUUGUCUAA